Messenger RNA from Colias croceus (clouded yellow), 2731 nucleotides. RefSeq names its product ionotropic receptor 25a (gene Ir8a). Lineage: Eukaryota; Metazoa; Arthropoda; Insecta; Lepidoptera; Pieridae. Gene Ontology annotation, cellular component: plasma membrane; postsynaptic membrane. The transcript has 18 exons. Gene Ontology annotation, biological process: modulation of chemical synaptic transmission; monoatomic ion transport; synaptic transmission, glutamatergic. The record is from RefSeq and is a predicted model, not a curated record. The coding region runs from base 1 to 2589 and encodes 862 amino acids. Gene Ontology annotation, molecular function: glutamate-gated receptor activity; transmitter-gated monoatomic ion channel activity involved in regulation of postsynaptic membrane potential.
AUGUUUAAGAGUCUAUUAUUUAUAAUAGAAAACCAUGAUUUGGAUCUGCCAGAACAGAUAGGCAAAGCUAUCAAAUUAACAGAAGAAACAAAGUCGGGACUUCAAAUAAAAGACGAUAUCAUUGUAUUGGACAGAGAAAAUGAAGAAGACGCAUAUAAUAAAUUAUGCGCGUCAUUAUCAAAAGGAGUAUCAAUAAUCAUAGAUCUAUCUUGGUCGCCCUGGGAAAUGAUUAUGAAUUUAGGUCUACCAAUAAUAAGAACACUAUUAGAUUCGCAACAGCUUGUGACUGCAAUAGAUAAAUAUUUGGAAUCAAGGAAUGCUUCAGAUGCAGCUAUAUUGGUUGAAAGUGAGAGUGAUGUCGAUAGAACGUUAUACACCCUUCUCGGUAACUCAAACAUACGUGUGUGGGUGCACGCUGGCCUAACUAGAGAUUCUGCCAAAUCUCUAAGCAAAAUGCGACCUGAACCAAGCUUCUAUGUUAUCCUGGGAGACCAUAGCUUCGUUACUACUACAUAUAAACGAGCUGUCAAGGAAAGAUUAGUAAAGAGAGAUUAUCGUUGGAAUCUCGUUGUAACCGACUAUGAAACACUGGACCCGGCGCAGUUAAUUCUACCCACUGUUCUUCUUCAGCUAGAUUCAACUGAAUGCUGCAAGUUACUUGGUAUGAGCGAGUGUACUUGUUCUGAAAAUAUGCAGAGAAAACAACAAAUUUUGAACAAUCUAAUCAAAUACGUAACAGAAACACUAAUUAAAAUGGAUAUUGAAGAAGCACCAAAAAUCCUAUGUGACGAUCCACAAAGUGAAAAUGGCACAAGAGACCAGUUAUAUAAGAUGUUGCAAGACGAAAAUCUAAAUAAUGAAAGCUUAUUCUACUGGAAUAGUGAUAAAUACAUUCUCAACCUCAGAUCACGGUAUAUCCUAUCAACCUACAAGCAAGACAAAGGUCUCCAAAAGAUAGCUGAUUGGUCAGCCACGGAGGAGUACAAGUUACUGCCGGGAGUUGAGUUGGAACCUUUGAGGAAUUUCUUCAGGAUAGGAACGUAUCCUGCAGUACCUUGGACGUUACAAAAGCUAGACCCAGAAACCGGACAACCCAUGUUCACAGAAGAUGGUGAACCAAUGUAUUAUGGCUAUUGCAUUGACUUGAUUGAUAAAAUUGCGGAGGCAAUGGGUUUUGACUAUGAGAUAGUUACCCCAAAAGUGGGAGACUUUGGCAAGCGCCUCGCUAAUGGUACCUGGGACGGUGUUGUCGGAGAUCUUAUGACUGGGGAAACAGAUAUGUCAAUAGCAGCGUUAACGAUGACGGCGGAAAGAGAGGAAGUUAUAGACUUUGUGGCUCCAUACUUCGAUCAAACCGGGAUUCUUAUUGUAAUCCGGAAACCGAUCCGCAAGACAUCCCUCUUCAAGUUCAUGACAGUACUCCGCACGGAGGUGUGGCUGAGCAUCGUAGCGGCGCUGCUGCUGACCGGCUUCAUGAUCUGGUUGCUAGAGAAGUACUCGCCGUAUUCAGCUAGGAAUAACCCGGACGCAUAUCCUUAUCCUUGCAGAGAGUUCACACUAAAAGAGAGUUUCUGGUUCGCGCUAACAUCGUUCACGCCGCAAGGGGGCGGGGAAGCGCCAAAAGCGCUGUCCGGUCGAACGUUGGUCGCAGCGUAUUGGCUAUUCGUCGUUUUAAUGUUGGCAACAUUUACCGCCAAUUUGGCGGCGUUUUUGACAGUUGAAAGGAUGCAGACUCCUGUGUCAUCACUAGAACAGCUAGCGAGACAGUCCCGUAUAAACUAUACCGUAGUAGAAGGGUCUACAGUACACCAAUAUUUUAUCAAUAUGAAGUUUGCUGAAGACACUUUGUACAGAGUAUGGAAGGAGAUAACUCUAAACGCGACAUCUGACCAAGCCCAAUACCGAGUAUGGGACUAUCCCAUCAGAGAGCAAUAUGGACACAUACUACUGGCAAUCAAUGCUUCAGGACCAGUUCCAGACGCUUUAACAGGAUUCCAGCAAGUGAACGAACAUACAGAAGCAGAUUUUGCGUUCAUACACGAUUCCGCUGAAGUCAAAUACGAAAUAACCCGUAACUGCAACCUAACCGAGGUUGGCGAGGUAUUCGCUGAGCAGCCCUAUGCGAUAGCCGUCCAGCAGGGCUCCAGGUUACAGGAGGACCUGUCCAGAACUCUGCUGGACUUGCAGAAGGAAAGGUUCCUGGAGCAACUGGCUUCUAAGUAUUGGAAUGAAACGGCUCGUCAAUCAUGCCCUGAUGCAGACGAAUCCGAAGGAAUAACAUUAGAAAGUUUGGGCGGCGUAUUCAUAGCAACCCUAUUUGGCCUAGGCCUAGCAAUGCUAACACUAGCCUGGGAGGUCUUUUACUACAAGCGUAAGGAAAAAAACAAAAUCCAAGCUUUAGACGCUAAUUUGGAAAAAGAAGCUUUUCCCGACACUAAAACUUUGCCGAAGAAAAUAAAAGAGAGCGUCGGUAAAUUAAGAAAAAGAAAGAAAACUGUCAAAACUGUGACAAUCGGUGACAGUUUUAAGCCGGCUAAGGGUGUGUCGUAUAUAAAUGUGUAUCCACGAAAUACGGAUUAUAGACCAUAAGUCUAUAGAUUUAGAGUUCAUUUUGUAGUGUGAGUUAUGUAGCAUUUUCGAAUAUUAGUGUGUACACAAUAAUAUGCAUUAUAGACCUUACCUGUAUAGAUUUAGAAUUCAUAUUGUAUUCUAGACUGCAUUAUAAAUUAUG